This is a messenger RNA of Onychostruthus taczanowskii (white-rumped snowfinch), 1729 nucleotides long. Its product is annotated as extracellular serine/threonine protein kinase FAM20C-like. Gene Ontology annotation, molecular function: phosphotransferase activity, alcohol group as acceptor. Lineage: Eukaryota; Metazoa; Chordata; Aves; Passeriformes; Passeridae. Gene Ontology annotation, biological process: protein phosphorylation. Gene Ontology annotation, cellular component: Golgi apparatus. The transcript has 10 exons. The record is from RefSeq and is a predicted model, not a curated record. Bases 1 to 1611 code for a protein of 536 amino acids.
AUGCGGUGCCGGCUGCAAAUGCUCUUCCAGAGGAAAUUUAAAAUCAGCUUUCUCUUUCUUCUGUUCUUGGCCCUUCUCGUGCACCUGGUGGUGGAUUUUGCUCUCCCCACAACCCGCAGGUCCUGUGGCUGCAAUACUAAAGCAUCAGAAGCUGUGGGUGUCCCGUCAGGCAGCCCCAUGCCGGGUGGCAUCAAAAAGCUGAGCCUGCGAAUCCUUCAGGAUUUCAGUGGAAGCAACGGCUCCUUGGAGAAAAGUUCCCAGCCAGAGAGAGCGGGGCUGCACUUAAGGGCUGGAGAGCCAGGGGUCCAGCAGCAGCAUGAAGAGGCAAAUGCAGGGUGGACCAAGGGAUCAAAGCUGGCAGCACUCUUCGAGCACCCUCUUUACAACAUCCCAGUCCCAGAGGUGACAGAGAAAGACAAGCUGUUUAUCGUCAACCCCAUGGAGAAGUUCAGCCUGCGCAGCAGCGGGAGUGAUGAAUGGGUCAGCAGCAGUAAAGCCGAGACGCUCCUCCCGACAGGGAAGACAGCCUAUGACACCUACCCCACCUGGCUCAAAUUCCACAUCGGCAUCAACCGCUAUGAGCUGUACCCCCGCCGGGACCCCUUGUUGCCUGCGCUCCUCCGGGACCUGGCCACGCAAAGGAUCAUCAGCUCAGUCCAGAAGUCCGGCGGGACCCAGCUCAAGCUCAUCAUGACGUUCCCAAACUAUGGGCAGGCCCUCUUCAAGCCCAUGAAGCAGACCCGGGAGCAGGAGACCCCCAUUGACUUCUUCUACUUCUCAGACUUUGAGCGGCACAAUGCAGAGAUUGCAGCCUUCCACCUGGACAGGAUCCUGGAUUUCCGGCGAAUCCCCCCAGUUUCUGGCCGUUUGGUCAACAUAACAAAGGAAAUUCGGGAUAUCACCACAGACAAGAAACUGGCCAAGACUUUCUUCAUCUCCCCAGCGGGUAACGUCUGCUUCUACGGGGAGUGCUCCUACUACUGCUCCACCGAGCACGCCCUCUGCGGCAAACCGGACCGGCUGGAGGGCUCCAUGGCUGCCCUGCUCCCUGACAAGACCCUGGCCAAGCGCCGCUCCUGGCGCAGCCCCUGGCGCCGCUCCUACCACAAGAGCAAGAAGGCUGAGUGGGAGCUGAACCCCAACUACUGCGCUCAGGUGCGAGAGACGCCGCCCUACGACAGGGGCCAUCGGCUCCUCGACCUCAUCGACAUGGCCAUCCUCGACUUCCUCAUGGGCAACAUGGACCGGCACCACUAUGAGACCUUUGAGAAAUUUGGGAAUGACACUUUCCUGCUCCACCUGGACAACGGUCGCGGCUUCGGCACACACUCGCGCGAUGAACCGUCCAUCCUGGCCCCUCUCCAGCAAUGCUGCAGCAUCAAGAAGUCGACUUACCUGCGGCUGCAGCUGCUGGCCACGCAGCCCUACCGCCUGAGUGACGUGCUGCGGGAGGCGCUGGCCGCAGAUCCACUGGCCCCUGUGCUGGCUGAGCCCCACCUGCAGGCACUGGACCGGCGCCUGGGGAAGGUGCUGGUGGCGGUGGGACACUGCCUGGCCAGGGCAGCCCACCAGGAAAAGGUGCUGGUGGACGAUGUGGGGUCGUGGGUGUGAUAGGGGCUGGGUACCCUGCUGGAUUGGGCUGUUGUGGUGUGCUGCUGAGGGUGAUGUGGGGAUCGAUGUGCAGCUCUGAUUCCGUGUAGCGUCAGCUUUUGGUGGUGCCCGAGCUGGU